UCUUCUGCUCUGCUCUACUCGCGAAGCCAAAGCCUCCGCCGCGAUCCCCUCCGCCGCUCCCACGAGCUUCGCCGCCCGCUUCCGUCGCGCGUCGGCGAUUCGCGCUCUCCCCGACUCCAGCGCCUUCGUCUUCUUCGACCUCCUCCUCCGAAGGCCCCGCCGAUCGAUCCCCGGUGUCCGCGCCUUCUAGUUCGCCUUUUCGAGCUCUUUUUCGCCGGAGACGACGGGCGUGGGCGAUUCGGCUGGAUUCCUCUCCGCAUUCCUGUUAGGACUUAGGAGAAGUAAUGUCAGGAGUAUUAGCAAAAUUCGCUAUUGCAUCUGCGGUGAUGUGGACAGCUCCAGUUGCCAUCGUGUAUGGAUUUUACUACCAGAUGAUUCCAGGUGUGAGUCAACUGUCAUCCUCGACGCAAACUCUAGCAAGUGGAUUCCUUGCUGUUAUAUCGAUUAAUCUGGUAAUCGGCUUUUAUAUAUGCAUGGCGAUGAAGGAGACUCCCCACCAAGAGCCACAACCUGAUCCAACCUUCUUGGCAAAUGCUAAAGCAAGCAUUGAUCAACCAACUCCGUCUCAAGUGAAUGAUGAUUCCCAUGGAAAGGGAAAGGUGGAGUAGGUCAUAUCACAACAUGUGCAUGUUUCACAUGUUAUCCAGAAACAGUUCUUCUCGAUACCCUGCCUUCUAAUUCAAUAUUAUCUUCUGUAAAUCUUGAGAAUUAUGGAACCAAUAUGAGUUUUACCUUUUGUACUGUUAUUAUCGAGAUACUGUGUUAGAAUUAUUUUUGUUUGGCUGCAGAGAACUACUUUGGCUGGCUGUAUUUAAGUCAAUUUCGUUUUUCUUCAA
Oryza sativa Japonica Group (Japanese rice) is the source of this 836-nucleotide messenger RNA. Lineage: Eukaryota; Viridiplantae; Streptophyta; Magnoliopsida; Poales; Poaceae. The record is from RefSeq and is a predicted model, not a curated record.